AUGGCAAAAACUGGUGGUGGAGAUGUGGUAACAGGAGCAGAUCUGAUGCCCAACACACGAAGGAGACGGACGAUCCGACAGAUCUGGAAGGGCGAAGGAUGCAGCAACAGAGACCUUGAGGUUCGUUGUGUAAGAAGGAAGGAGUUACUUGAGACCUUGGAGAGAGAACUGCCACCUGGCACUAUCCGGUAUUCGUCUAAGGUUGUUUCUAUUGAGGAUUCUGGAUUCCACAAAUUGCUUCACCUAGCUGAUGGUUCCACCAUCAAAACCAAGGUGUUAAUUGGGUGUGAUGGAGUGAAUUCCGAGGUGGCGAAAUGGCUGGGGCUUGAGAAACCAGUAUAUUCAGGGAGAUCAGCAAUUAGAGGGUUUGUUGAGUACCCAGAUGGACACAACUUUCAGCCAAGGUUUCAUGUCUUCUUUGGAGGAGGUGUGCGUUUUGGCUUUGUUCCUUGUGAUAACAAGUGCUUGUACUGGUUUUGCACUUUCAAUUCCUCUCUACAAGAUGAUGCAGAAAUAGAAGAGAACCCAGUUAAGAUGAGGCAGUUUGUAUUGGACAAGCUCAACAAAAUCCCCAAACAUGCAUCAGAGGUUAUGGAAAGGACACAACUUGACAGAAUCUUCUGUGUUCCAUUGAAGUUAAGACUACCAUGGAAUGUACUAUUUGGGAACAUUUCCAAAUCCAAUGUCACCGUCGCUGGCGACGCCCUGCAUCCGAUGACACCCGACAUUGGUCAGGGUGGCUGUUCAGCCAUAGAAGACAGUGUUGUUCUUGCCAGGUGCCUUGGGGAAGCCUUAUUGAAAAAACCCAGAAAAGAGAUCGGAGACAAAGAAGAAUAUGAGAGGAUCAAGAAGGGGUUGGAGAAGUAUGCAAAUGAGAGGAGAUGGAGGAGUUUUAGUUUGAUUAGUACUGCAUAUGUGGUGGGUUUCAUACAGCAGAGUGAAGGGAAGGUGGUGAAUUUCUUGAGAGAGAAAUUGCUGUCGAGUUUCAUAGUCGAUACUACGUGGAAGAUGGCUGACUUCCAUUGUGGCGAGCUCAAUGUUUCUUGAAGUAAUUUGAAGUUUUAAAUCCAUGUUUGUUGCUUGUUGAUCAAUAAAGAUGAUAAAAGUUAGUGUUUGUA
Messenger RNA from Camellia sinensis, 1118 nucleotides. Lineage: Eukaryota; Viridiplantae; Streptophyta; Magnoliopsida; Ericales; Theaceae. The record is from RefSeq and is a predicted model, not a curated record.